GAACUAAGGAAGAGCCUACACUGGGCUUAAUCCUAAUCCUAGGAACUAAGGAACUGGGCUCAGUCCUAGGAACUAACGAGGAGCCUACGCUUGACUCAGUCCUAAUCCUAGAAACUAAGGAAGAAGCUACACUGGGCUCAGUCCUAUUCCUAGGAAUUAAGGAACUGGGCUCAGUCGUAGAAACUAAUGAGGAGCAUACGCUGUGCUCAUUCCUAAUCCUAGGAAGUAAGGAAGAGCCUACACUGGGCUUAAUCCUAAUCCUAGGAACAAAAGAAUUGGGCUCAGUCCUCGGGACUAACGAGGAGCCUACGCUGGACUCAGUCCUAAUACUAGGAA
Molecule: messenger RNA, 336 nt
Organism: Pelobates cultripes (western spadefoot toad)
Lineage: Eukaryota; Metazoa; Chordata; Amphibia; Anura; Pelobatidae
Source: the annotation of a GenBank genome assembly